This is a messenger RNA of Guillardia theta CCMP2712, 1095 nucleotides long. RefSeq lists its product as hypothetical. Lineage: Eukaryota; Cryptophyceae; Pyrenomonadales; Geminigeraceae. Gene Ontology annotation, cellular component: nucleus; cytoplasm; centrosome. The coding region runs from base 1 to 1095 and encodes 364 amino acids. The record is from RefSeq and is a predicted model, not a curated record. Gene Ontology annotation, molecular function: protein kinase activity; ATP binding. The transcript is spliced from 2 exons. Gene Ontology annotation, biological process: protein phosphorylation; chromosome segregation.
AUGGUCGCCGACAUCCCUGGGAUCCGAGGGGGGGGAGUGAGACGAGCGGUGGUGAAGAGGAAGGAGGACGAGAAGGAGCUGCUGCUGCAGCUCAUCACCUUCAAGGAGCUCGCCUUGGGUCAGGAGGAGGAGGAGGUCAAGAAGUCGGUCCUGGAGCAGGUCGAGUUGCUCAGGGGGCUCAAACAUCGUCACAUCCUAGGAGUCGUCGACGCGUUCCCCGCGGCAGAGCUGGACGGCAGGCUCGGCAGCUUCGAGGGGGGGGACCUGACGGAGCUCAGCGGGGGCCCGUCGGACCUGUGCAUGCUGACGGAGCACAAGAGGAGGACGAUGCUGGAGCUGAUCGAGGAGCAGCGGGGGUGCGGCGGCAAGCUCGAGGAGGAGAGGAUCUGGAAGUGGGUCAUCCAGCUGUGCUCGGCGCUGGGGCAGCUUCACGCCAUCGGCCUCGUGCUCGGCAGCCUUCACCCCCGGCAGGUCUACAUCGACGAGCACGACGACGUGCGGGUCUUCCCCGUCGGCAGCCUCACCCUGGCGCUGCAGAGGAGGGAGGAGCGGGAGGGGCUGGGGGCCGGGACCCCCUCCCCCGAGACGUUCCUCAACGUCUCCCCCGAGCGCCUCCGGGCUCGGCUGCAGAGCUUCACCCCCAAGUGCGACAUGUGGGCGCUGGGCUGCUCGGCCUACUGGCUAGUGACGCUCUCCCAUCCCUUCGUGAGCUUCGGCAAGGACAUUCUCCGAGGCAUUCAGAACGAGCCUCCCCGCAAGAUCCGCCGGUCCGAGCACAACUACAGCUGGUGCCUCCGCUCCCUCCCCCAGUGGCUCCUCCAGAAGGACCCCAGCUACCGCCCAACUGCCAUGGAGCUCUACACUCACUUCCUCUUCAACUGGCCGCAGAACUCCUACCUCUUUACGGAGGAAGGAAACUUUCUGUCCAUCGACUCGUCGGCCGUCAGCCACUGGAGUGCGGAGGCUCUGGACGAGUGCGGCGAGUCAGUCGAGUGGAACACGGAGCAAGCGAUCGAGAAGGCUGUGGAUGGGACUGAGACUCAGUGGGAGGACUUGAUGGCCUUGUACGCACAACCUGACCUACAGGAGAACUGA